GUUAUUCCUUCAUUUUUUUUUUUUCCACAUGGAUUAUGAGUACAUAUGGUUAUUUCUUCAUUCUGCAGUUGGCUCAGAUAACCGUGAUGGCCAUGCAGGAGAAAUACCCUGCUGAGAGGAUUUCUCAUGCCACUUCACCAGGUUCCAGUGUGAUUCAGAAGGGCAGUUCUCUGGGGACUGAAUGGCAGACCCCAGUUAUCUCGGAGGCCUUUCGGAGCCGCUUCAGCCGCUGUUCAAGUGUAGCUGACAGUGGGGACACAGCCAUUGGCACAUCAUGUUCAGACAUUGCAGAGGAUUUUUGCAGCUCAAGUGGCAGCCCUUCCUUCCAGCCCAUCAAAAGCCACGUAACCAUUCCAACAGCCCAUGUGAUGCCUUCUACUUUAGGGACCUCUCCUGCCAAGCCAAAUUCUAUACCUGCUGGACCCUCUUCCUCCAAACUCUCUUUGUCAGGGUUGGCGGAAAGCGUGGGGAUGACAAGAAAUGGAGACCUCGGUGCAAUGAAACGUUCUCCGGGCCUGUCUAGAGAUCUCAUGUAUCUCUGUGGUGCUACUGGAGAAAAUGGAAUUGAGCAGUCCUGGUUUCCAGCAGUGGGCCAUGAAAGAGAGGAACAAGUGAGGAAGUUUGAUAUGCCUAACGUGGAAUCUACCCUCAAUCAGUCGGCAAUGAUGGAGACACUUUAUUCAGAUCCUCACUACCGAGUCCACUUACACAACCCAAGAACUGAUACGAACAAGGAGUUGUACAAAGUGUUGCCUGAGGCCAAGAAAGCACCAGGCAGUGGGGCAGUAUUUGAGCGGAAUGGACCACACCCUAGCAGCAGCGGGAUGCUCCCUUUGGGACUCCAGCCUGCUCCUGGGCUCUCCAAGCCUCUACCUUCUCAGGUAUGGCAGCCGAGUCCUGAUACUUGGCAUCCCCACGAGCAAUCUUGUGAACUCAGCACUUGUCGGCAGCAGCUGGAAUUGAUCCGCUUACAGAUGGAGCAAAUGCAGCUUCAGAAUGGAGCCAUCUGCCACCAUCCUGCUGGUUUUGCUCCUUCACUGCCCAUCUUAGAACCAGCACAAUGGAUCAGCAUCUUGAACAGUAAUGAACACCUUCUGAAGGAAAAGGAGCUUCUCAUUGACAAGCAGAGGAAACACAUCUCUCAUCUGGAGCAGAAAGUGCGAGAGAGCGAACUACAAGUCCACAGUGCACUUUUGGGCCGCCCUGCCCCCUUUGGGGAUGUUUGCUUGCUGAGGCUACAGGAAUUGCAGCGAGAGAACACUUUCUUACGUGCACAGUUUGCACAGAAGACAGAAGCCUUGAGCAAAGAAAAGAUGGAGCUUGAAAAGAAACUGUCUGCUUCAGAAGUGGAAGUCCAGCUCAUCAGAGAGUCGCUCAGGGUGGCGUUGCAGAAGCAUUCCGAGGAGGGGAAGAAACAGGAAGAAAGGGUCAAGGGUCGUGAUAAACAUAUCAAUAAUUUGAAAAAGAAAUGUCAGAAGGAAUCAGAACAGAACAGAGAGAAGCAGCAGCGUAUUGAGACCUUGGAGCGCUACCUGGCUGACCUGCCCACACUGGAAGACCAUCAGAAGCAGAGUCAGCAGCUUAAGGAUUCUGAAUUGAAGAGCACAGAGCUGCAGGAGAAAGUGACUGAGCUGGAGAGUUUGCUGGAGGAGACACAGGCAAUCUGCAGAGAGAAGGAGGUUCAACUUGAAAGUCUGAGACAGAGAGAAGCAGAAUUCUCCUCCACUAAACAUAGCCUGCAAGAUAAACAGUCUGUGGAGGACAACAGUGGAGAAAGCCCAAAAGUGGAAAUGGAGUCCUGGCAGAAGGAAUGUGAUUCCCUCCGAAAGAUUGUGGAGAAGCAACAGCAAAAGAUGGAUCAGUUGCGCUCACAAGUACAGAGCCUAGAGCAAGAAGUGGCUCAAGAAGAAGGAACAAGCCAGGCCCUGAGAGAGGAGGCCCAGCGGAGGGAUGCAGCCCUCCAGCAGCUGCGCACGGCCGUGAAGGAGCUUUCAGUGCAAAAUCAGGACCUGAUUGAGAAGAAUCUGACGCUCCAGGAACACCUGCGCCAGGCCCAACCAGGGUCUCCAUCUUCACCAGACAUGGGCCAGCUGGCACUUGAGCUGCACCAGGAGUUGGCCAAUUGCCUUCAAGAUCUGCAGGCUGUCUGCAGCAUUGUGACCCAGAGGGCCCAGGGCCAUGACCCCAAUCUCUCCCUGCUCCUGGGCAUUCACUCUGCACAAUAUCCAGGGACUCAGCUCGAUUUGCAGAAGCCAGAUGUGAUCAAGAGGAAAUUAGAAGAGGUUCAACAACUGCGUCGUGACAUCGAGGACUUAAGGACCACCAUGUCAGACAGAUACGCCCAGGACAUGGGAGAAAACUGUGUCACACAGUGAAGAAUGCUGGGGGUGAGACACAGGCUGUAUUCCCCUACACAAGAUCUGGAUUGCUGAGAGCCUAGUCCAGCAGGUUCCUGCCCUGACAAUCUCUUGCCUCCUGUCUGCUGCUAUUCCCAAAGAGAAGAGUUGGAGGGGAGGGAAGAACCUGCAUCUGGGGUCCAAGGGCUGGUUAGGGAACUGUGCCUACCCUACCCCACACUGGCUUUGCCUUGUUGGAUUACGUUUUGUCUUGUUAUCUUAAUUCACUCUUGAGGGUGAGUUACUAAUUAACUUUUGCAGGUACAACUGAUAAGUCCUCAUAAACUGUUCCCGGCUCUAGGCUGACAUCAGAGACAAAUAGGCUGCUCACCUUUCUACUCCAUCCUCUGGGAUGGAUCCAUGUUCAUUCCCACUCCAUACCUUGGUCCUGCUGACUAGAGAGUUCAUUAGAGGGGCCUGGAAAGGCUGAGUACCAGUAACAAUGGCUGUUUUAGAAUUCUCAGGUCCCAUGUGCCAGCCUUCCUGGGAACUGAGCUGGCUUUCUGGGUUUUCUCAGGCCUGAUCCCACUGCUUCUGCCUCAAGACUCUUGUUCUCCCAGAAGCCAGGAUAAUCUGCUCAUUAGCAACAUACCCACCAGCAUUGGGGGGUCUAGGGAUUAUAGCCAGGGCUCCUUAAUCUGCCUAUCGUGCCAUUUUAUAGGAGACCCCACUCUCCAGCUGCCCUGGGGCCCCAGCCAUGUGCUUAGCACAGCCCCAUUCUCCAGUGUUCUCUGGCCUUCCAGGUAGCCCCCUUCGUGGGCUUUGAAUGCAAACUUUUCUCUAUGGUUCUGGGCUUGGGCAGAAUUUUCCCCCAGUAGGCCACAGGGUAACUGUCAAGCUGCUUACCCCCUCACCCAGGGCUAGAGCCUGUGCCCAGCCUUCUGAUCUGUGCCUCUCUUAUGCUGGGGCGGUGUGGGAGAGGGGUGUCCUUUCCCUUUCCCGCUCUGGCCUCCUUGAAAGUUUAGAGUACCCAGUAUAAUUUAGCUUAGGUACAGCUUUCAGUGUUCUCUGGGUUUGUUUUUUGUUUGUUUGUUUCUCUGGGGCCUUUGAACCCUCUGCUUUCUGAUUUUUCUUGACUCCUGGUUUUGGGAGCAUCUCACAAUUGUUUGUAUCUGGUUGUUGGGCCAGCCUAAAGGCUCCUCUAGAUCUGGAGCCAGGCCAGGCAGGGGCCAUGUAUGGGAGGGAGAGCACUCAGCAGUUCAGGAGCCCAGAGCCAGCCAGUACAAGAUUCUUGGUGAGCUUUGGUCUUUUGGCAGGCAGCAUCCUGGACCUCACGCCUGAGCCUGAAUGAGGCUCCUUCUUCUUAAGUGUUUUUACAAGUUUGUGUUUUAUUUAUGGAGUGACUUAUCCCUUCCAUUCAGAGCAGCCCCACCCGGCCAUCCCUUCAGCCUCUGGGCUCCUGCUUCCUAAAAGCAGAGCCGCCCGGCUGGUCUCCACCCUGUGUUGGGAGCCCAGCCACCAUGCUCACGGGUAUUUUUCCUCAUAAAGUUUAUAAACGGUUAUUUAUAUGAAUCUUUGUUAUGUCAACUUGUUUGUAUUGCCUAUUUUCAUUAUAAAAUAAAACAUAUUAACAAACUC
Messenger RNA from Lemur catta (Ring-tailed lemur), 3974 nucleotides. It is a transcript of the gene CEP85, whose product is annotated as centrosomal protein 85. The record is from RefSeq and is a predicted model, not a curated record. Lineage: Eukaryota; Metazoa; Chordata; Mammalia; Primates; Lemuridae. Gene Ontology annotation, cellular component: centrosome. The coding region runs from base 36 to 2375 and encodes 779 amino acids. The transcript has 13 exons.